Symbiodinium pilosum is the source of this 519-nucleotide messenger RNA. The record is from the annotation of a GenBank genome assembly. Lineage: Eukaryota; Dinophyceae; Suessiales; Symbiodiniaceae.
AUGGGGUAUGUCACAGGACAAGAUGCUCCUGUCGGACGCUUCUGGCUGGGUGUUGGUGUUGCUAUGACAGGAGUUUGGUGCAGUGCUGGUGUUGGAUCUGCUGGCGGAAGCCCGCUCGGUGACUUCCUGGCACUGCUCGGGGGAUUGUUCUGUGCCAUUUACUUGACGAUUGGACGAGAAAUGAGACAGCGAGUGAGCAUCGGCUGCUACGGCACUCGGCUGUGUAGCUCCUGUGCAACAUGGCUUGCCCUGGUUGCCUUCCUCACAGGAACGCCACUUUGGCCAACUUGCGCGCGCCAGUGGCUUGCUGUCUGCGCCCUUGCUGCCGGACCACAGCUGACAGGGCACAUUGGCUUCAACUAUGCCCUCCGGUACUUGCCUGCUGCAACAGUUGCAGCUGCUGGGCUUUUAGAGCCGUUUGGCGCCACGAUGCUUGCCGCCCUGCUACUUGGAGAGGUGCCUGCGGCUCACCAGCUUCUCGGAGCACUUUUAGUGGUCGCUGGUCUGGCUGUGGUUUGA